Lates calcarifer (barramundi perch) is the source of this 2420-nucleotide messenger RNA. RefSeq lists its product as uncharacterized. NCBI's taxonomy places the organism in Eukaryota, Metazoa, Chordata, Actinopteri, Centropomidae. Bases 217 to 1095 code for a protein of 292 amino acids. The transcript is spliced from 11 exons. The record is from RefSeq and is a predicted model, not a curated record.
GGGUGGUUCAUUUACUUUCACUUUGAGCUCCCUCCAACUGCUGCCUCUCUCUCUCUCUCUCGCCACUUUACUGAUUUUUAAAGCUAGGAUAUUUAAACUGUAAUGUUUGUAGCCUUUAAAUAACGUAAUGUGACAUGUUCCUGUGGCUUCAAAACAGACGCAGCUUGGAUUUCCCUUCGUAACAAACCAUUUAAUUGACAAAGAGUAAAAAGCAAGAUGCGGCCGACUGUGUCAUUGACGGCGCUGGCUGGAUGGUGUGGGGUUUUCCUGUCUGUGGUUUUCGCCCAGUCUGACGGUUCACUCUACAAGAAGGUGGGUGAUGAAGUCAUCCUCAAACCAAACCCCGGCUCUGUGACCGGUGCCAUCUCAGCCAUUGUGUGGAAAGAUGGUCCUAACAUCGCCAUGCAGUGGGAAACACCUGACCCGGAUAUUACUGCUUAUCGUCAGUUCAAAGAGCGUGGAAGCCUGAACACUACAAAUGGAGAGAUGACGAUCACAGGACUGCUUCGAGAUGACAGUGCAUCGUACGCAGUACAGAUCAAUGGCCGCAAUGCUGGUAAAACUGAUCUCAGAGUCCUGUCUCCUGUCCCUGUGCCCACUGUUUCUAAAGCCUGUGAUGAUGAGAAGACUAGAUGCACCUUUACCUGUGAAGGUGACACCACAGGAGUUGACGAAGUCACCUACAUGUGGAAGUCAGAUGACAGUGCCAUGGAGAUUUCAUCUAAGGAGCUCCAUAUUAAAAAGGAGAACGAUUCAAGCAUAAAGUGGUUCAGCUGUGAGCUGAUUAAUCCAGUCAGUCAGGAGAGCAGCAAACCCAUCGACAACCCUUUCCCAUCUGAGCUUACAUCACUCGAGGAGGGUCCAAAAAUCAGUGCAGGACUCACAGUCUUCAUCUGUCUGCUGUCAACUGUACUGGUGCUGGCUCUUGUUCACAGAUUCAAAGCAGGGAUGUGGUUCUUUGAAAAAGCCUCCAUGCCUUGGGAAGCAGACUUCUGGAGGAAGCAGGAGAGGCCACCAAGAGACGCUGCUGAAUCUAACGGCACCACGGCUCGUCAGGAGAAGGGACAAGACGACGAGGAAACACCGAUGACAUAGAUGGCCAAAUGACAGCGACGUCAGGACCCGUUAAGAUCCAGAGUGAGGCUGAAAUGUUUGAGGAGUGGACUACAUAGUGAGAGAAUGGGAUCAGACAAACACCUGCACACAUUUUACUGAAAAUCCCUGAAUAGUUGAAAAAUGUGCUUUCAAAAAAUAGGCUUUCAACAUUUUAAUAUGGCUUUUGAAGCCUCAAAACUGACUAGAAAUAAGUGUCCAGGCAUGUUCAAGACUCAGCCGUCCUCCUCUCUUACACCACAUGCUGCUGUCAACACAUUACAUCAGAGGAUGGAUUGAAACGACAGACAUGUUUCACUGCAGUACAUUGAUUUAUCCAGCUAUGGCCUCCUGGGUAAGUCGCAUGUAAUAAAGCAGCAUUUAAAAGACACUAAAACCUAAUCAGGGGGAAAUAAAAGAUUAAAGCAUGGCUCUAGAGAGAAGCUUUUGGACUUGAAGUGGAGCUCAGAUCUUCCUGAGGAUUGUCUCUGGGUUUUUCCAGAGAGGCAGAAACAAUACCAGGAAAGUCCAGUGAAGAGUGGCUUCCUGUGUCGCACCUCAUACCUAACACCAACUGGCACCUCGAGCUCAUUAAAUCUGUGGAUGAGGAUGAAUCAAGGCGGGCUUGGUGUGGAUUUGUGCGGCCUCGCGGCGUUGGAGCACGUGGGGAGGAACUGGACUGACAAUAGCGGGGGGGGGAAAGGACGCCAUUGUCCGGUUUGGGAAAACAAUCCUGGCUUUGUACAGGACUGUACUGCUCUCUGCAGCAACAGCUUCUACGUGUGUGUGUGUGUGUGUGUGUGUUUGUGGCAAAAACUAUGAGACAUUAUUAAGCUCGAACAAAGUCAAUCACUUAUUUUUACUUCUCAGAACACUGAUCUCAUUUAACUCUGUCUCUGUAGAUGAGAUGUUUCCUCUUUAUUUGGCUUUUAAUUGUGUGUUUAAAAUCACUGACAGUUAUGUUUCUCCUCCUUUCAGUCUUGGUUUUUUGUCCACUGUAAUUCAACACUGCAACAUCAGACAUUUGGUUACAAGAGUACCACUCUUAAUGAUCCAGUCAGCCUCUCAUCAGAUUAUUUCAAAUAUGUGUGAGACCCCUUUAAAGCAGCAAUGAUUACUUCAAAGCUUCUGUCGAGAAUGAGCUGUGGCACUGACAUUUUUAAACUAAAAAAAAGUUCAAGACACUCCAGUUUCCAUAUUUUUUUAGACAAAAGGCGGAUUAUUAUUUGUUGAGGAUUGCUGCAGGUUGAGGAUGUGAAGAAUGUAAAUAUAUAAAUGUAAGUGUUUUUAUAAAGGGCUGUAUUUAAUAAAACUCCAGUUCAACUCCA